AUGAGUAAACUAACUCCAUUUAUUCAAGAUUCUGUUGGAUCAGCAAUGGAACAGCUAUCAACUAAAGUAAAACCAAAAAAGAAAUACAAAACUGAUAGGAAGGAUUUGGACGGGAGAUCAGGAAAAGGAAUCACCCCAAUGGAUGUGGUCAAAAAAGCGCCAGAUAUUGCAAUGAAAUCAACGCAAGAACUUUUUCCAUCUCUAAAACCAGUUUAUGAUAGGCAUAAAUCUGGGGAUAUUUUCAGGAAUUACUUCUAGUAAGUUUUGGAGGCGGCCGACAGCUGAAGAAGAGAAAUUAAAAGGAAUAAUACGCAAAGGAAGUAAUCCUGAGCUGUUCUUUGCGUUUAACAAAGAUGGUAAGAAAUUUAGGCAAUAUAAAACAAAAUUCUUUGAAAAAAACCCAGAAGCUUUAACAGAUAUGAACAACAUUAUUUCAUCUAAUCCAGAUUCAUGGCCAGAGGUUAUAAGAAACAAAUACGGAAUUAACAUUGAUGAACACUUCUGGGAAAACAAUCCAUUACUAGAAACUCAAGGAAGUGGAAUCAUGGCUCCAGUUAUUUAUGGACGGGUACGUGGUAAGUCUGGACGUGCAAUAGAUAUCCACAAACAAAUACUAAAAGUAGCUCCACGUAAAAGCUUCGUACUGCCUGGGCAUAAUUAUACUAGACCUGGUAAGCCACUCGAAUCUCAAUUGAAAUACGAUCCUGAAACUGGUGAGAUACUAGAAAUAUAUGAGCAACCAACUGGACGAACAGAUGCUGUCAGUAUGCAACACGAUGUUGAUUACUGUCUGUGGUAA
Porites lobata is the source of this 799-nucleotide messenger RNA. The record is from the annotation of a GenBank genome assembly. NCBI's taxonomy places the organism in Eukaryota, Metazoa, Cnidaria, Anthozoa, Scleractinia, Poritidae.